This is a messenger RNA of Callithrix jacchus (white-tufted-ear marmoset), 1486 nucleotides long. RefSeq names its product olfactory receptor family 4 subfamily D member 6 (gene OR4D6). Gene Ontology annotation, biological process: G protein-coupled receptor signaling pathway. Gene Ontology annotation, molecular function: olfactory receptor activity; G protein-coupled receptor activity. Lineage: Eukaryota; Metazoa; Chordata; Mammalia; Primates; Cebidae. Gene Ontology annotation, cellular component: membrane. The record is from RefSeq and is a predicted model, not a curated record.
UCUAACAUAUCUCGGCCCAAGGUAGGACCUGGAGGAGAGUCAUCCCCAUCAUGAACCAGAUCAACCACACUAAUGUGAAGGAGUUUUUCUUCCUGGAACUUACUCGUUCCCGGGAGCUGGAGUUUUUCUUAUUUGUGGUCUUCUUUGCUGUGUAUGCAGCAACUGUCCUGGGAAAUGCACUUGUUGUGGUCACUAUCACCUGUGAGUCCCACCUGCACAUGCCCAUGUACUUUCUCCUGCGGAACAAAUCAGUCCUGGACAUCGUCUUUUCAUCCAUCACCGUCCCUAAGUUCCUGGUGGAUCUUUUAUCAGAGAGGAAAACCAUCUCCUACAAUGGCUGCAUGGCACAGAUCUUUUUCUUCCACUUUGCUGGUGGGGCAGAUAUUUUUUUCCUCUCUGUGAUGGCCUAUGACAGAUACCUUGCAAUCGCCAAGCCCCUGCACUAUGUGACCAUUAUGAGGAGAGAGGUGUGGUUGGCCUUGGUGGUGGCUUCUUGGGUGGGUGGUGGUUUACAUUCAAUUGUCCAGGUAAUUCUGAUGCUCCCACUCCCCUUCUGUGGCCCCAACACGUUGGAUGCCUUCUACUGUGAUGUGCCCCAGGUGGUAAAACUGGCCUGCACUGACACCUUUGCUCUGGAGCUUCUCAUGAUCUCUAACAAUGGACUGGUGACCCUGCUCUGGUUCCUCUUGCUCCUGGGCUCCUACACCAUCAUUCUAGUGAUGCUGAGGUCCCACUCUGGGGAGGGGCGGAACAAGGCCCUCUCCACAUGCACUUCUCACAUCCUGGUGGUGACUCUUCACUUCGUGCCUUGCGUUUACAUCUACUGCCGGCCCUUCAUGACGCUGCCCAUGGACACAACCAUAUCCAUUAAUAACACGGUCAUUACCCCCAUGCUGAACCCCAUCAUCUACACCCUGAGAAAUCAAGAGAUGAAGUCAGCCAUGCAGAGGCUGCAGAGGAGGAUUGGGCUUUCUGAGAACAGGAAAUGGGGGUGAGCAGUCAGAUGGAGAGUGAAAGUCCAUCUGAUGUGGUUUUCUCAAAAUGCUAGCCUAAGAGUAACAGGUAGCUAGCUCUUCUGUCCCACUUCAUUGUAUGUCCUGAUAACCACUCGAUUCUACUGGAGGGAGUAAACAAACUAAAAGGAGAAAUGGGAUUAAACAAUGUGAGUUAUCAGCUUGUGGACUGGGAAGAAGAAGGAGAUAUAAGGUUGAAAUCAAUGCUCUAAAUGCUUUUUGGUGUUAUCUGUGACUCAUACCAACACUUACUUUUAGGACCCGUAAUAUGAAAGUAACAUUACUUGCUCACAAGUUUGUCAAAACAAUAAAAUGUGAUCAGUGCUGUGAGGAUGAUAGCUGUGAAGAUUAGCACUGCUCCUGGCAUUAAUCAGGCAUUCAAUCAGCAUUCCCUAUUACUGCUCCUGGCAUUAAUCAGGCAUUCAAUCAGCAUUCCCUAUUACCUAUCCCUUUACUCCUAAAUGUGCAUAUAC